Messenger RNA from Rosa rugosa (rugosa rose), 1185 nucleotides. RefSeq names its product probable glycosyltransferase At5g11130. Lineage: Eukaryota; Viridiplantae; Streptophyta; Magnoliopsida; Rosales; Rosaceae. The record is from RefSeq and is a predicted model, not a curated record. Gene Ontology annotation, molecular function: glycosyltransferase activity. Bases 181 to 1185 code for a protein of 334 amino acids. The transcript is spliced from 4 exons.
CCACUGCCGAAGCAGCGCCCAGCCUCGAGCCGCACCGUCGAAGAAGGUUUGGCUGAAGCACGAGCCGCUAUAUACAAAGCAGCCCGGACUCGGAAUUAUACAUCAGAUAAAGAAGAGUCCUUCAUUCCCAGGGGAAACAUAUACAGGAAUGCUUAUGCGUUUCAUCAGAGUCAUAUCGAGAUGAUAAAGAGGUUCAAGGUGUGGAGUUACAAGGAAGGACAACUUCCCUUGACCCAUGUCGGGCCAAUGGAUUGCAUAUACUCCAUCGAAGGUCAUUUUAUCGACGAAAUGGGAAAUGGGAAAAGCCCCUUCAUGGCUCAACAUCAUGAUGAGGCUCAUGUAUAUUUUCUUCCUGUGAGUGUGGUCAACAUUGUGAAGUACAUCUACAUGCCGGUCACCGACUGGCAUCGUGCUCGGAUGGUACGGGUGGUCAAAGAUUACGUCAAUCUUAUAGCAGACAGGUACCCACACUGGAAUAGAAGCAAAGGAGCCGACCACUUUAUGCUCUCUUGUCAUGAUUGGGCACCAGGAGUUACUAAAGAUGAUCCUGAGCUCUAUGCGAACUUGAUGAGGGUACUAUGCAAUGCCAACACCUCUGAAGGUUUCAAACCCAUCAGAGAUGUUUCUGUACCAGAAUACAACAUUUUAGACAAACUGAAGCUCAACUCUUUCUCUCUUGGCCAACCACCUGAUAAGCGCUCAAUACUAGGAUUUUUCGCUGGUGGUCGAGCUCAUGGAGACAUAAGACCAUUGCUAUUCGAACACUGGGAAAAUAAAGACGCUGAAAUUCUAGUGUACGAGAAGGUUCCAAAGGAGCUCAACUACAAUAAGUUGAUGGAACAGAGCAAGUUUUGCUUUUGCCCUAGUGGUUGGGAAGUGGCAAGUCCUAGGAUUAUCGAAUCACUUCAAUCGGGAUGUGUUCCAGUGAUCAUUGCGGACAAUUACGAAUUGCCCUUUAACGAUGUGCUCGAUUGGAGCAAGUUUUCGAUUUUCAUCCCGUCUAGUAGAAUACCAGAAAUAAAGACCAUCUUGAAGGGAGUUUCAGAUAAAAAGUACUUGAAGAUGCAGCAGAGGGUGAUGAAAGUGAGAAGGCAUUUUGAGCUCAACCGACCUGCUAAGCCUUUUGACGUGAUUCAUAUGGUGCUUCACUCGGUUUGGCUCAGAAGGCUUAACGUCAAGUUAUAG